Messenger RNA from Cotesia congregata, 1035 nucleotides. NCBI's taxonomy places the organism in Eukaryota, Metazoa, Arthropoda, Insecta, Hymenoptera, Braconidae. The record is from the annotation of a GenBank genome assembly.
AUGAACAACUUGCUUCAUGAUCACAUUUGUCGAGUCAUUGAAGCGGUAGCGCCUUUGAGAGAAGUUGAAGUUCGUGAUCAGCCUGCACCAUGGGUGACUCAAGAUAUUAGGAUUCUUCAGCGUCGUCGGUCAAAGCUUUAUAGGAUUUUCAAAAGAUCAAGAUUUGCCUACAAGGAGUAUUCUGGAAUGCGUAAAUUCAUUAAGCGUAGAAUUGCGGAUGCUAAGAAAGAAUAUUUUGAUAAUCGGUUAAGCAAUUUAGUUAAGCGAUUAGACGUGCGUGCGGCUCCUGAUCUCAAUUUAGAUGAAAUGAAUGCUUACUUUGUUACCGCGGCUGGUUCGCCUUUGCAGAACAUCGAUUUUGAGUACCUGGAAGCUCGUAUAGUCAAACAUAGCAAUUCAUUUGAACUUAAGGAGCUGACUUCAGUAAAUGUGAGGCAGACAUGCAUGAUGCUGACCUCUGGGUCGGUGGGUCCAGAUCACUUCGAGAUUAAGACGUACAAAGUUUUGCUACCCUACUUCCUGUCACAUAUAACGAACCUCUUUAACUUCUCGUUGUCUUCUGAAUGGUGUGUUAAAAAUGGGCUAAAUAUGAAUCGUGGUAAGAUGAAGGCGAUGAUCUUUGGUACAGUUUUUAAACUUGCGGACCUUCAGCACGUUCCUGUGCCCAAUACUAUAAUUAAUAAUACUGUCAUUGGCUAUUGUAAAUCUGUUAAAUACUUGGGUGUAGUGCUUGAAGAUACUCUUACCUGGUCCUUGCAAGUGAAUGAAAUUUGCAAGAGUACUAUGCGGAUUCUUGCUCAGCUGAAAAUGAAUGAUGCCUUCAGUUUUCCAGUUAGAUGCCAGCUACGUAGGGGUGAUGUACGUAAUGAUUCGCUUGUUGUGCCAGGUUGUUACAGUACCAAAUACGAUGAAUUUUUUUUAGUAAGCGCGAUUAGAGUAUGGAAUCGGCUACCUUCGUACUGCACCGCACAGCCCACUUUUCCUACUUUUCGUAAGGCAUGUUAUGAGUUUCUGUUGAGUGAGGAAAAUGGGUGA